AGAAAACUUCUGAGUUCUCGUUAAGACGAGAAUGCAUUGGACAUAAUUCGACAAAAUAUGAAAUAAUCGCCAUUGUCCAUGCCUCGCUGCACGCAAAGUGGUAUAUUUUUACACAAACAAACUCUCAAGCUGUGAAACCGUGCUGUAAAAUAUUGUUUUUUUUUAACGGUGUAUCUGUGUAAUUUGGACUCGAUAAAAUGUAUUCAAUCAAAACAAAAUACUUCAAACGGAAGUACAUCAUAAAAUGAAGGUAUCCUAUAUUACCUUAAAUUUUGGUGCUAGACCGGUUACCUUACUGGUACUCGAAUAAACUGUGUCAACCGGCCGAUAAAAGAUAACACCUGACAGACAUUAAAAUUCAGAAGAUUCACUACACGUGACCUUCAUCAUGAAUGUGGACAAUUUAGAAUCUCCUUACAACGAUUUGGUAAAAGCCGCCGUGAAAGUGAAAGAUAAAGCUUACUGUCCAUAUAGUAAUUUUCAUGUGGGUGCAGCCAUCUUGACCUCUAACGACCAGAUUUUUACUGGUGUUAACGUAGAGAACGCCUCCUAUGGACUCUGUGUUUGUGCGGAGCGCGUUGCCAUUAUGAACGCAGUGUCACAAGGUCACAAAGAAUUCAAGGCCAUGGCUGUUUGUUGUGACAUCAAAGAUUCUUUUAAAGCGCCUUGCGGGGCCUGUCGACAGGUAUUCGCUGAGUUUAACUUGAACAUGGAUUUUUAUAUGGUAAAACCAGACUACACAUCCAAAAAGAUCACCGUAGGAGAGCUAUUACCAAUGGCAUUCACUCCGGCCUCACUACAGGAAGAAAGAGUGUAGAACAGUUUACAAAAUGACAACCGAAAUAGUGAAGAACAGCUUACGAAAUGACACCCGUAAAAGUGUAGAAAAGUUUACAGAAUGACAGUCGAAAGAGUGAAAAACAGUUUACAAAAUAACAACCGAGAAACAGAAGAGAGUACCACCAACCAUUUAUCCAUCAAAUUUUGGACGAGAUAUAUUUCUAUGGACAUUCUGUUUUUUAUUUCAAUUAAAUAAAGAUCAUUAUAUACCCAGCAAAGUAUUAAAUACGUGUAUAUUUAUGUUAGCAACAGAAAGACACACUCUUUUACAUUAUAAUGUAUGCAUUUUUCAUUAUAAAAAUGAAAAAUCUCAACAUAAGACAUUAAGUGAAACUUACUGCUAGCGAUCUAAUAAGAAACUAUUUAAUGGUUAGCAGGUGAAU
Saccostrea cuccullata (small rock oyster) is the source of this 1223-nucleotide messenger RNA. RefSeq names its product cytidine deaminase-like. NCBI's taxonomy places the organism in Eukaryota, Metazoa, Mollusca, Bivalvia, Ostreida, Ostreidae. The record is from RefSeq and is a predicted model, not a curated record. The transcript has 5 exons. Gene Ontology annotation, cellular component: cytosol. Gene Ontology annotation, molecular function: zinc ion binding; cytidine deaminase activity. Bases 389 to 817 code for a protein of 142 amino acids.